Arachis ipaensis is the source of this 1985-nucleotide messenger RNA. Its product is annotated as calcium-dependent protein kinase SK5. The record is from RefSeq and is a predicted model, not a curated record. Gene Ontology annotation, biological process: protein phosphorylation. Gene Ontology annotation, molecular function: calcium ion binding; protein kinase activity; ATP binding. NCBI's taxonomy places the organism in Eukaryota, Viridiplantae, Streptophyta, Magnoliopsida, Fabales, Fabaceae.
AAGAAUGCGCCAAAAAGGGAAAAAAACAUGGUGUCUGCGCAAGCGCAAGAGAGAGAAAACAAAGAAUUCAGCAACAUGAAAACACAAUAAACAUGCUCACCGCUCACCCAUUUCUUCACUACUUCUUCUUCUUCUUCUUCAUCUUAGUCUGAGUCAAAAUAGAUAAACACUGCACAGUAAUAAUAACAGUACGGAAACUAAAACUAUCUCACACACAGAAUCGAUUAAAGUCCAUCGCUUUCCAGAUCAGGCAAUGUCGAAAGCGGGAAGCACAGCGGCACCGUUGAAGCCAGCGUGGGUUCUCCCACACCGAACCCCGAGGCUGACGGAACUGUACUCGCUUGGAAGAAAACUGGGUCAAGGUCAAUUCGGAACAACCUUCCACUGUACCGAAAAGUCCACGGGUCGCAUCUUCGCCUGCAAGUCCAUCCCAAAGCGCAAGCUCUUCUGCAAAGAAGACUACGACGACGUUUGGAGAGAGAUUCAGAUAAUGCACCAUCUUUCAGAACACCCCAACGUGGUUCGAAUCCAUGGCACAUUCGAGGACAGCCUUGCCGUUCAUCUCGUUAUGGAGCUCUGUGAAGGCGGCGAGCUCUUCGAUAGGAUCGUUCACAAGGGUCACUACAGUGAGAGACAAGCAGCAAAGCUUAUCAAGACCAUUGUUGAGGUUGUUGAAUCUUGCCACUCUCUUGGGGUCAUGCAUAGGGACCUCAAGCCUGAGAAUUUCUUGUUCGAUAGCGUUGACGAAGAUGCUAAGCUCAAAGCCACAGAUUUUGGAUUGUCUGUCUUCUAUAAGCCUGGUGAAUCGUUUUGUGAUGUUGUUGGGAGCCCAUACUAUGUUGCACCAGAGGUCUUGCGCAAGCAUUAUGGACCAGAAUCAGAUGUGUGGAGUGCAGGGGUUAUUUUGUACAUCUUAUUAAGUGGGGUGCCACCAUUUUGGGCUGAAACUGAACCUGGGAUCUUCCGACAGAUUUUACUAGGAAGAAUUGAUUUUCAGUCUGAACCCUGGCCUAGCAUUUCGGACAGCGCCAAGGAUCUAAUUCGGAAAAUGCUUGAUCAAAAUCCAAAAACCAGGCUCACAGCACAUGAAGUACUUCGCCACCCAUGGAUUGUUGAUGACAACAUUGCACCAGAUAAACCUCUUGACUCUGCAGUUUUGUCUAGACUGAAGCAAUUCUCUGCAAUGAAUAAGCUGAAAAAGAUGGCUUUGCGUGUUAUUGCCGAGCGGCUUUCUGAGGAAGAAAUCGGCGGCCUUAAAGAGUUAUUCAAGAUGAUUGACACAGACAGCAGUGGAACCAUAACAUUUGAUGAGUUAAAGGACGGCUUAAAGCGAGUAGGAUCCGAACUUAUGGAGUCUGAAAUCAAGGAUCUGAUGGAUGCAGCGGAUAUUGAUAAAAGUGGGACAAUUGAUUAUGGCGAAUUCAUUGCUGCAACUGUUCAUUUAAAUAAGCUGGAGAGAGAGGAAAACCUUUUGUCAGCGUUCUCGUAUUUUGACAAAGAUGGUAGUGGCUACAUAACCAUUGAUGAGAUUCAACAAGCUUGUAAGGACUUCGGUUUAGAUGACAUACAUAUUGAUGACAUGAUCAAAGAAAUAGAUCAAGACAAUGAUGGACAAAUAGAUUAUGGGGAAUUUGCUGCGAUGAUGAGAAAGGGGAAUGGAGGGAUAGGAAGGAGAACCAUGAGAAAAACACUCAAUUUUAGAGAUGCUUUUGGAUUAGUAAGCAAUGGAGCCAAUCAAGAUAUUGAUGGUCACCUUUAGUAUUUUAUUUGUUGACAGAAAAAAAAAAAGAAUAUAUAUAUAAAAAUUGACACAAGCAUAAUUUGGUGCCUUCUGACCAAUUCUUGCAUAUUUACUAUUAUAUUAGUAGACUCAUAUUUUAAAAGAAGUUUUUUUAAAAUGGCCCAUCCAAAGAACAGAAGAUACUUAGGUGUAUGCUUUGCGGACGUUAUAGUUGCUGCCUCAAAUCUCAAUCGUUUCAAUAGUA